GGCCAAUCCAGUGGUCGAUCUGCCGGGUUGACGCUUAAUCUCUCGUCAAACAACCCCUUUCGCAACCGUGCCGCCUCGCCAAAUAGUGGCCUCAGUCCCAACUCUUUCCCCCCUCCCUCCCCCCAUUCUCCCUUCGACGACCCUCCGUCUGCCCAGCAACAACGACCGGUCUCGAGGAACCCUUUCUUCGACCCUUCAGACACCAGCCAAACACAAAGAGUACAGUCGCCAGCCAGCAUGGCUUCCGCCAACGAGAACAGAAAGUCCCCAACCGCGGAAGAGUUGUUUGACCAAUUGAUUAUUAUUGAUGACGACAACAAGCCCAUGGCAAAGCCGGCAAAGCCAGCACCGCGACCGGACGGCGCUCGCGGACCUCCGAGGGGACCUCCAGGCGGCCCACCCCGCAGCGAGAACGUUCCUCCCAGAGGAGGACGAGGACCUCCUCCCACGCACCGACCGACCCGAUCACAGGAGGAGGCAAUGAGGGCGCGUCGAAUGCAAGAGAGGAACGGAUCAACUACUGAAAGAAGCCUGCUUGAUUCACCCCAGAAGCGGCCAAUGGAGCGAAAGCCUCGUCGUAACUCCGAGUCGUCGGUAAUUGAACUCACGGAAGAAGAGAAGAAGCAGAAAGAGCUCCGACGACGUGAACGGGAGCGACGCCACCGUGACGGCAAGGGCAAGGACAAGUCUGGCAAGCCUAGCCGAAAACUCGAUCUGAUUGACCAGCUUGAUGCCACGAGUAUCUACGGUACUGGAUUAUUCCACCAUGAUGGCCCGUUCGACGCCUUGAACCCACACCGCAACCGCAAUGGUAGCCGGCACGCACCGAUGCAAGCGUUCCCCAAGGAUUCUGCUAAUAUGUCGCUCGGAGGCGCUGGCCCUCUCAACUCUAAGCCUGACCAUAAAGCACUCAUGGGCAAGUACGAUGAGGAGGCAUAUCUGGAUUACAACCAGUCCCGCAGGAAGGGUCAGCCAGCAGUCUAUGAUGAGCCGCUCAGCACCAAGAAAGUUGCAAACGUGUUCGAUCCCCAUGCACGAGCCUCGAUUCUUCACGGAGAUGAGUCCAUAGGGUUGGGCACCUCGACUUUCCUGGAAGGCACUCCCGCUGCUCAGACCGAUAUCCAAAGACGUCAAGCCGAGGUGGCUCAAGCUUCCAUGGAGCAGGGACUGCAGAGAAAGAAGUCACUGGCACAGAGAAUUCGUGGUAUCAACCGGGGGCCUCGCGACAUGAACAACCGCAGCCGGGUCACGAAUCCCGACGGCCUCUAUGGUCCGCGUUCCGGGGAUCUACCGACAAGCAGCAGCACGGGCGAGAGGAACCCCUUCUUCAACGACUACGACAAGGGCGGCGAGGAGCGAAUGACAGUGCGACGACAGGACACCAACCCAAAGCCCCCUGUAUCCCCUGACAGCCCCCCUCGUGGCUACGGUUUGGAACGACGCUCUACUGCUGAUGCUACUGCUGCUAUGUCUUCGGAGCCUGGAAAGUCGCAGGGUAACGGCGGCUUCAUGACCCGUGUCAAGAGUCUGAAGGGUGGACGAAGACAGCGACCUGAGCCGCCCCAAGCAGCAGUGCCUUCGUAUCCAGCUCCA
This is a messenger RNA of Truncatella angustata, 1593 nucleotides long. RefSeq names its product Pal1 cell morphology protein-domain-containing protein. The annotation marks the transcript as partial. Gene Ontology annotation, cellular component: cytoplasm. The record is from RefSeq and is a predicted model, not a curated record. Lineage: Eukaryota; Fungi; Ascomycota; Sordariomycetes; Amphisphaeriales; Sporocadaceae. The transcript is spliced from 3 exons.